CUCGCCCUCCCCGCCGCCCAUUCGGAGCGCGCCGCCCGAGGAGGAGCAUGCAGCCGCCGUCAGACCCCGCCGUGUGCCUCAACAUGCAGCCCUACAGCAGCGGCUACGAGAAGGACCCCAACCGGGCCUUCAUGCCCCAGGCGCGGCGCUCCGCCGCCGAGCAGCCCAACGACUUCUUCCUCUGGUCCAUGUUCAACUUCGCCUUCCUCAAUAGCUGCUGCCUGGGCUUCGUCGCUCUGGUCUACUCCGUCAAGUCGAGGGACUGUAAAGUUGUUGGAGACUCUGAAGGUGCAGUUCGCCAUGCCAAGACAGCCAAAUGGCUGAAUAUCUUUGCUUUGAUAAUAGGCCUCGUUUUCACAAUCAUCACCAUCAUCAUACUUUUCAUCAUUGUACCUACGAUGAUUGAAAAUUUCCGGAAAAGGUCGUAAUCGCAACUGGAUCAGUGAGAUACAAAUCUUGCAUCCAGAAUCCUCUCCCUGGCAUCAUACCUACGCUCAGCAAUGAGAACCGUGUCUUCUGCUGUAUGCAAACCAGCUAGCAGUACUUGCAAGCGAGAGAUGGCAGAAACGUAUACUCUUAUCUAGAGCUCUGUAGCCGCUAUUUGCCUUAUCAAUAUUGACAGGAAAUUUGAAUCAUGCCCUGUUUGUAUGAAUUAUGCCCUUUCUGACCCACAAUCUGGGUUUGUGGCUUUGCCAGUGCCUGUUGACUGUGUUCUUCUAUUUUGUUUUCAAUGUUUUUAUAAGCUUUUUAUUCAAUAUAUUGCAUUUUUUUCGAUACCAAUAUGAAGUGUGUGGCCAAUUCUAACCAAAUAAAGGCAUAUUCUUUUAA
Messenger RNA from Anolis carolinensis (green anole), 828 nucleotides. RefSeq names its product interferon-induced transmembrane protein 2. The record is from RefSeq and is a predicted model, not a curated record. Gene Ontology annotation, biological process: response to interferon-alpha; response to type II interferon; response to interferon-beta. NCBI's taxonomy places the organism in Eukaryota, Metazoa, Chordata, Lepidosauria, Squamata, Anolidae. The transcript has 2 exons. Gene Ontology annotation, cellular component: plasma membrane. The coding region runs from base 48 to 428 and encodes 126 amino acids.